Molecule: messenger RNA, 639 nt
Organism: Panicum virgatum (switchgrass)
Lineage: Eukaryota; Viridiplantae; Streptophyta; Magnoliopsida; Poales; Poaceae
Exons: 2
Coding region: 40-639 (199 amino acids)
Source: RefSeq, a predicted model, not a curated record
CUAACACGGAUUGAGUUAAGACGUCAGAGUGGUACUACAAUGCAAGACAAGGUUGCAGAGGCAUGUGCCUUGUACAAGUCUGAAGAUGAACAUGGCAAAGCAUUUCAGUUCAUGCAUUGCUGGAAUAAGCUGAGAACAAAACCAAAAUGGCUUGCUAAAAUUGAUGAAUUGGCUGCUGGUAAAACAUCUAACAAGAAGCAGAAGACAAGCUCUACUGCUGAUCCGAGUGCAGCUUUACCAAGUGAAACAGAACCAGGUGCAGUUGAAGGCCUGGAGGCUUGUGCAUUGACAAGGCCAAUAGGUAAGAAGAAGGCAAAAGCAGCAUUGCUGCAAGAGAAGAAAAAAAGUGUGACAGCAACCUUAGAAAAUAUGUGGGCACAGAAGAAAGAAACUGAUGGGGAGAAAGAGCUAAAGAAAGAAGAGAGGUUCAAUAAAGCAUUUACUCUUGAACAGGAUCGAGUUGCAAAUGGAAAACUACUUCUCCAAGUGAGGAGUCAGGAGGUUGAGGUGAGGAGUCAGGAGGUCCAGGUGCAGAAAAAGAGGGAUGAAGAGAGGAUUAUGACCAUGGACCUUACUGCCAUGCUAGAUGAUGACCUAAAGAAAUACUACAUGUGCUUGCGGGCUGAGAUCAUGAGCUGA